Acaulospora morrowiae is the source of this 1134-nucleotide messenger RNA. The record is from the annotation of a GenBank genome assembly. Lineage: Eukaryota; Fungi; Glomeromycota; Glomeromycetes; Diversisporales; Acaulosporaceae.
AUGCCUCCAAAGAAACAAAAUCAGCAGUCCGAAAAGUCAAAGCAAAAGGACAAACAAAAGAUUGUCGAAGAUAAGACGUUUGGCUUGAAAAACAAAAAAAAGUCUGCAAAAGUGCAACAGCAAAUUAAGCAGAUAGAGAAUCAGGUGAUGCAAGCGGGAAACAGGAAGGCUCAGAAAGAAAAAGAGGCUGAGAAACAAGCUCUUGCAAAUAAAAAACUCGCCGAACAAAAAAAGAAAGAAGAGCUUGCCGAACUUUUUAAACCCGUGCAAGUGCAGAGGGUUCCAUUUGGUGUGGAUCCCAAGACGGUUCUGUGUCAGUUUUUUAAGGUCGGACAAUGCCAAAAAGGUGACAAGUGUAAAUUCUCUCACGACUUGAACGUGGAAAGGAAAAGUACGAAAAUUGAUAUAUACACGGAUUCAAGACUUGACGAAGAAAAGAAGAAUGACACAAUGGAAAAGUGGGAUCAGGAGAAGCUUGAACAAGUUGUUACUUCAAAACACGGAAACCCUAAGACCACUACAGACAUUGUGUGCAAAUAUUUCUUAGAGGCCAUCGAGAAUCAAAAGUAUGGUUGGUUCUGGGAAUGUCCAAACGAGGGAAAAAAAUGUAAAUAUCGACAUGCCCUUCCACCAGGGUUUGUGUUGAAGAGUAAAGCACAAAAGAAAGCUGAAGAGGAGGAAAAGGAACAAAUUACUCUCGAAGAAUUUCUGGAAACGGAGCGUCAUAAAUUGGGACCAAAUCUCACUCCCGUCACCUUCGAGAGUUUUGCCGAAUGGAAAAAUAAUCGGAAAUCAAAGAUUGAAGCUGAACUGGAAAUUAAAAGAGCCGCUAAAGAGGCCGCUUUCAAGGCUGGUAAGGCUCAAGGCAUGUCGGGUCGUGAUCUUUUCACCUUCAAUCCGGAUCUCGAAGAUGAAAAUGUUGAAGAAAAUGUUGUUCACGGUCAGGGGAAUGACGACCAAUAUAAUUCGACCUCGGAAAACCCUUAUGGAGAGGGAAGCAGUAGUAUCAAUAAAGGUGAUUAUGAUAAAAUAGACAAUCCUGAUGACACUCCUUUGGUUACUGCAGACGGAGUGGAAGUAAAAGAGGAAUUGUUUGCAGAAGAGGAUCUGGAUGAUUUAGAUGAUGAGGAAUGA